Messenger RNA from Sodiomyces alkalinus F11, 1569 nucleotides. RefSeq lists its product as hypothetical. Gene Ontology annotation, molecular function: mRNA binding. The transcript has a single exon. The coding region runs from base 1 to 1569 and encodes 522 amino acids. The record is from RefSeq and is a predicted model, not a curated record. Lineage: Eukaryota; Fungi; Ascomycota; Sordariomycetes; Glomerellales; Plectosphaerellaceae.
AUGACGAUGGCCGCAGCGGGAUACCCGCACCUGUCGGGUCGUUUGCGACCAAACGCGCUCCAGCGUCCCUAUACCUUGUCGAAUCCCCCAACCCAGUCCCUUGAUCGCGAGGUGCUGCAGGCCCUCCCAACAGAGUCUCCUACCACUGUGAUCAUUUGCCAGCUUCCCAAAGGGAUAACGCUAGAACAACUCCACCUGCUCGUGCUCUGGUCGGACGAGAUAGUGGACAUGGAGGUUUUACCGGAAACCCCCGGAGAACAGUACGGUUCCGCCAAGGUUGAGUUCCGAUCAGCUGCCGGUGCCAUGGAGGCGAAGAAUAGGCUUGACGGAAAGCAGAACAUGCUUGUGGAUAUCGUUGACUUGGCGGGUGCCUCGAGGAACUACGCGAGCGAGGCGCAAAUUGGUACAGCAAGCGCCGACUCUUCCUCGACAGGGUCGUCCGCGCCGGCUUCGCGACGUGGUGCUCACUUCAGCGGAGCCUUUUCAGGGAUGGGAAGCCUCUCGCCGCACAUGGUCAACAGCUUCGCGCUCAACAACGAACUACCCAGCCCGGAGAAUAGCGGACGGUAUCGGGACUUGUUUUCCCCGCACUCUCCCAUCGGAAAUCACCUUAACGACCUCCCACGCAUCUCGGGAAAGUCGCUGAUCACGCACGACUCGGUGGACGAUGACGAAACGCGCGAGCUCCUGAAGGAUCCCGUCGCAUACGCAGAGAACGGCGCGUCCACUUCUCAGAGACGAGCCACAGCUCCUCAGUUGCCCAUUUCCCAGUUGGCCAGCUUGUCACUGAACACCAAUCUCGGCCCCGGCCCCAGCCCCGGCCCGUCUUCCCUGCCACCGUACGGCCACCACAAUGUUUUACCUCCCGGUCACCGUUCUGCCAUGUCGCCCACCGCCACUCAUGGCGGUGGGGGUCACGGAGCGCCUUUCGCCAUGGGCAGCCCUCAUCAUAGUGGUCACCCCCCCUUGCCCGCCAUCAACCCGGCAGACCGGAACCCUCCCUGCAACACUCUCUAUGUCGGAAACCUGCCCAUUAACACGUCGGAGGAGGAGCUCAAGGCCAUGUUUUCGAAACAGCGAGGCUAUAAACGGCUUUGCUUCAGGACGAAGCACAACGGUCCUAUGUGCUUCGUGGAGUUCGAGGACAUCGCGUGUGCCAGCAAGGCGCUGACUGAAUUAUAUGGCCGCCCCCUCCAUAACAGCACGGCGAAGGGAGGAAUUCGUCUCAGCUUCUCCAAGAACCCGUUGGGCGUGCGAUCGGGCCAGAACACGGGGCAAGGGGCGGGGCACUCCAUGACCGGCAUGAUGCCUGGACCAUCGGGCGGCUUCAUGGCCACCAACGGACCCCCUCCUGGUCUUGCUGCCCCUCCUGGGCUAGGUCACGGCCGGUAUGGUGGUGGGCCAUCUACCAGUCAGGCAGGUACCCCUGCUGGCUUCCCAGCCGCUGGCGGUCCCAGCCCUGCCUGGGCUGCGUACGACAAUGGACCCAUGACACUCGGGGGGCCGAACUCAGGCGUGAACGGCCAAAAUUCUUACAUUUUCAUACCGUCGCACAUGAUGGGCCGAUAA